AUGGAGGUUGUUAACCAAAAAAAUCUUGCCUCCAGUUACAGCCCAAAUGCGAUCCCCCCCCUCGUUCAAUCUAAAGUCCUAAACCAUCUUCAUGGCGAUUCCACGUUCAAAGACUCCUUCUUUGUUGCGGACGAAACUUACAUCCAACAUCAGCUGAAAAGAUGGGAAAGUCGAUUCGAGGAUAUUCAGCCUUUCUAUGCAAUGAAAUGCAAUGAUAAUCCCACCGUUCUGAAAAUACUUGCAAAAAAUGGAGCAGGGUUUGACUGUGCGUCCAAAUCAGAGAUCAAGCGGAUUCUUGAGCUCGGGGUUGAACCUCAUCGCAUUCUCUUUGCUGCACCAUUCAAGUCAGAAGACCAUGUUCUAUAUGCCAAAAAACACGGCGUGGAACAAACAAUGUUUGACAGUGAAGACGAGUUACGAAAGUUAGCAACGUAUUUCCCAACUGCAGCUCUGUAUCUUCGUUUGUGGGCCGACGACCCGACCUCGCGGGCUCGACUGUCCGAAAAAUUCGGUGUUAGGCUACAAGAAGCCAAGGAGCUUCUCAAACUAGCAAAGGACCUCAACAUGCGAGUCGUGGGACUUUGCUUUCAUGUCGGCUCCAGUGCAUCUGACUGCGAUGCAUAUCGUCGAGCAAUUGCCCUCACCCGAGAAGUUUAUGAUUAUAAUGAAACUUUCGGGGAGGGGAGAAAACACCCGAUAGGCACAGUCGACGUUGGAGGUGGGUUUUCAAGUGAAAACUUUGAUGACGCAGCAACUGCUAUCCGGCAAGCCAUCCGAGAAUAUUUUGACAUAGAAAGAAAGAUUCGGUGGGUAGCUGAACCCGGUCGUUUCUUCGUCCAUGAAGCAUUUCACCUUAUAUGCCGGGUGAUUGGGACUCGACCUAAAGGGCGUUUAGACCACCAAACUGCUUUAGGAGAGACAAUCCCAACAGGAGAUAUUUAUAUCAAUGAUGGCAUAUAUCAUAAUUUUCUGAACGCUCUAACAGAAAAAGUGGUGCCACAGCCUAUUUUGCUGGAUAAAUCUGGCGUGCCGUGUAGGCAAAGUAACGAGGCGCGGGGGAAGUAUACUGUCUGGGGGCAGACGUGCGAUAGUUUCGACAAAAUACUCAUGGACUGUCCCCUCCCCUCAGGGGCUAGGGUCGGCGAGUGGUUGUAUUUUCCAGCUAUGGGAUGUAAGUGGUAUGCUCUGGUGUGA
Messenger RNA from Ophidiomyces ophidiicola, 1194 nucleotides. RefSeq names its product Ornithine decarboxylase. The coding region runs from base 1 to 1194 and encodes 397 amino acids. Gene Ontology annotation, molecular function: ornithine decarboxylase activity. The record is from RefSeq and is a predicted model, not a curated record. Gene Ontology annotation, cellular component: cytoplasm. NCBI's taxonomy places the organism in Eukaryota, Fungi, Ascomycota, Eurotiomycetes, Onygenales, Onygenaceae. The transcript is spliced from 2 exons.